Condylura cristata (star-nosed mole) is the source of this 504-nucleotide messenger RNA. RefSeq names its product hemoglobin, mu (gene HBM). Gene Ontology annotation, molecular function: heme binding; oxygen binding; peroxidase activity. The coding region runs from base 1 to 462 and encodes 153 amino acids. Gene Ontology annotation, cellular component: haptoglobin-hemoglobin complex; blood microparticle; hemoglobin complex. Lineage: Eukaryota; Metazoa; Chordata; Mammalia; Eulipotyphla; Talpidae. The record is from RefSeq and is a predicted model, not a curated record. The transcript is spliced from 4 exons. Gene Ontology annotation, biological process: hydrogen peroxide catabolic process; oxygen transport.
AUGGCCUUGCCCCAGUACACCAGCCGCUCAGUCCGCAGACGCCGCCCAGCUUCUGUCAAAGGACCCGCCGCGGAGCCCAGACCCCGAAAUCAAAUUCAAGGCGACGUCCAUCGCGAGUACGGGGUCCGGCUGUUCACGGUGUACCCCAGCACCAAGACCUACUUCCGGCACCUGGGCGCCUGCCCGGACGAGGAGCUGCUGCUGGGCCACGGACGGCGCAUGCUCGCGGCGGUGGGCGUGGCCGUGCAGCACCUGGACAACCUGCGAGCGGCUCUGAGCCCGCUCGCCGACCUGCACGCGCAAGUGCUGCGGGUGGACCCCGCCAACUUCCCCCUGCUGAUCCAGUGCUUCCAGGUGGUGCUGGCGUCCCACCUGCAGGGCGAGUACACGGUGGAGAUGCAGGCGGCGUGGGACAAGUUCCUGACCGGAGUGGCGGUGGUGCUGACCGAGAAGUACCGCUGAGCGCGGCCCGGCCCAGCCUCGCGAUCAAUAAACUGGCCCAAC